This is a messenger RNA of Bemisia tabaci, 3596 nucleotides long. It is a transcript of the gene cbc, whose product is annotated as protein CLP1 homolog. Gene Ontology annotation, cellular component: mRNA cleavage factor complex; nucleus. Gene Ontology annotation, molecular function: polynucleotide 5'-hydroxyl-kinase activity. The record is from RefSeq and is a predicted model, not a curated record. NCBI's taxonomy places the organism in Eukaryota, Metazoa, Arthropoda, Insecta, Hemiptera, Aleyrodidae. Gene Ontology annotation, biological process: tRNA splicing, via endonucleolytic cleavage and ligation; mRNA 3'-end processing.
UAACCUUCAAAACCCGGCUUGGUCCCCGUUUCCCGUCCGCGUUGAAUUAAUUUGCCUAUUAGAUUAUCCUUUUCAGUUAAAUAAUUUAAAAUUCCAAAAAUGUCAGUGGAAGAAUCGCAAGAAAUCAACCUUGAGGCGGAUCAAGAAUUGCGAAUUGAGGUCGAGAACAAAAAUGAAACGGUCACAAUUGAGCUGAAAACUGGAAUGGCAGAAAUUUUUGGGACUGAAAUAGUUAAAGGUCGAAAGUAUGUGUUCUCUACUGGAGCAAAAAUAGCUGUUUUCACAUGGCAAGGAUGUACUAUCAUUUACACAGGAAGAAAAAACUCAUGCUAUACAGCAAAAGAAACUCCAAUGAUGUUUUAUCUGAACUGUCACGCGUGUUUGGAACAACUGCGACAAAAAGCUGAGCAAGACAACACUCGCGGCCCUGUAACAAUGAUAGUUGGUCCUGUGGAUGUUGGAAAAUCAACUCUGUGCAGGAUUCUCCUGAAUUACGCAGUGCGCAUGGGAGGCCAGGGACGAAGACCAAUUUUUGUAGAUUUGGAUGUAGGACAAGGAUCUAUCUCUGUUCCGGGCACCAUAGGUGCCUUGAUGGUUGAACGACCAGCUUCUCCAACUGAAGGUUUUUCCGUUCAAGCACCUCUUGUUUAUCAGUAUGGUCAUGUCUCGAUGCAGAAGAACCCAUCACUGUACAAUAUGCUAGUCUCUCGGUUAGCAGAAGUUGUUCAAGACAGGAUGCAGGCAAAUAAAAAAGCAAAUGUAUCUGGUGUUAUUAUCAAUACUUGUGGCUGGACCAAAGAUAGUGGCUAUAAAAUCUUAACUCACAUUGCUCAGGCUUUUGAAGUGGAUGUCAUUUUGGUUUUGGAUCAAGAACGGUUGUUCAAUGAACUUGUCAGGGACAUGCCAUCCUUUGUGAAAGUUGUUCUCUUACCCAAAAGCGGAGGAGUAGUUGAGCGACCAAAAAGUUAUAGAAUGGAGGCUCGAGAUGGAAGAGUGAGGCAGUACUUCUAUGGAACAACCUCUCUGCCUUUACACCCACAUUCCUUUGAUGUGAAAUUCAGUGAACUGAAAAUCUACAAAAUCGGCGCACCUGCUCUGCCAGACUCUUGCAUGCCAGUUGGAGUGAAGGCGGAGGAUUAUCUGACGAAAGUUGUGUCUGUUCAGCCCAGUCCUAGUCUAUUGAACCAUUUGUUGGCCAUCAGUUUUGCAACUUCCGCAGAAGAAGAUGUCAUUCAAACCAAUGUUGCUGGUUUUGUUUGCAUAACAAAUGUUGAUAUGGACCGGCAAACUAUGACUAUUUUAUCACCACAACCAAAACCUCUUCCUGAUGCUGUCUUCCUGGUCUCUGAAGUUCAGUUCAUGGACAGCCACUGAGGAUUGUUUCCAACCAUCAUCGUUGUAUGUGAUAAAAAUCAAUUAUCAAACGCUAAAGUUCCUCCGAAGACUAGAGUCUACAGCGUCAGCUGUUUCAAUUACCAUCUUGCUGAAGGGAUGCUCCCAUUAGUAACCUAUUUUCUGAAAUUGGAUAUAAAAUUUCGUCACAGGUGUUAUGGGACGAAUAUGUUUUGAUGAGCAUACAUGUUAUAUGACUAGAGAGGUGUCAUAGGAAUACUAAAGUGCAAAAUCAUCGCAAGUUCGGUCUGAAAUCAUCUUAGAAUAAAGUUUUCUUUGUCACAUUUUUAGCAGAAAAAGGAAUUCUCUAAUAUCAAUCAUCCAUUCUCCCUAACUUUUGAAAUGCAACUGUCACCUUCAAAAAAUGCAAAAAUUGAUAGUUUAAACACCAUGAUCAUUCCAUAGUCCCUUAUGAAUAUCAAUGGGUGUAGAAGCCUCUAUGACCAAAGAUUCUAUCAUCUAUCAUUUUUUUUUGGAAAUGUGACAGAAAAUUGGAUGCCAUAAUCUUAGGAUGAUUUUCAACUGAAGUAUUCUGCGAAAGCAUUUGUCAGUAUACCCUAGGUUAACUUUAAAAUCUUUGAGCUGCAAUCAAAUUGAAUAAAUAUACCUAUCAAGAAAUGUUGCAUAUUGAUGAUAAAACUCCCAAAUGACGUAUCUUGUUUGUGGUGUUCAAAAAUCUCCGCUUCUGUUUUAUUUUUUCAAAGGAAAACACAUCAACAUCAUUCCUUGAAGUUUUCUCAGAAUAUGCUAUGUAUAGAGAAAAAAAAUUACAGAAGUUUUUAACAAUUGAUUUUGAACAGUUCUCCGUUUAAGUAAGGCAGGAUGUCUGCAACGUCGCAAACGGAGGUACAAGAUGUUUGGGAAUUUCACCAACAACAUUUGAAUCUUUGCAGUGUUUAAAAGUAACACCGGCAAAAUGUUUUUUCAACCUGUCAGCAAAACAUCUGGAUAUUUGGCAAUGCGUUUUGGCAUUUCAAUACAUAAGGUAUGAGUUUGGCAUUCUAUAAUUAAAAAGUUAUCAAAGUCACUCAUUGAUCGAAAGUGUUCUUCUUUGAGGAUCAUUUUCAAUUCCCCCCAACUUUCCCUUGUUUUCUUCAAGUUAUGAGCUUGAAGUCGUAAUUCUUCAGCCACUCUUGUGAAAGCUCUUAUCAGCCGUUUUUUGUUGUUUUCUGACCAAGUGUAUUUUGUAUCCUGUGAAUCUCAAAAUUCAUCAUUGUCAGGCGAACGUUUCAAAUGAUGUAAAUUUCAAAUUUUACUGAUACCUUUUGUACUGGUAGUUAGCCUUUUUUACAUGUGGAUCACAUCUAGCAAAAAGGAAUCAGCGCGAUUACAGUGUUGUAAAAAUGUUGCUUCUUCAUACUCAUCUAAAAAAUUUCCAAGAAUAGCAAAUCGUUUUUGCUUCCCACUAAAUUAUUGUUAAUUGUCAAGGAAAAUAAUUGUGUAAAUUAUAACUUUGUAUAUGUAUUGAGAUUUUUUGAAGAAAAAUAGAUGAGUUGCACAAUUUUAACGAUUUUGAAAACACUGUAAUCACGAUGGUCCCAUUUUGCCAAAUACGAUCCAUGUAUUCUUACUUGUCUAUUCCUCAUUUAAAAAAGAAAUAAAAUAUCAGUGAUAUUCUAAAAAGAUGUGUGUGUCUCAAAUUGAACGUAAUUUUCUUCUCAAUGGAUCAUCAAUUAGCAUGUAACAAUUUCCUAAACAUUAUCAAUUUUAUUAAAAAUAAUUACAGUGAGUUCCAAUCUAUUCAAAAGAUUUUUGUUUUUAAUUAAAUGCAAAAGACAGGAAAAAUUUGCCAGGUUGUAAAUAGAGGUAUCUACAUGUUUCCUCAGUUUCAUCGGCAAAAAACCUUCCUUAACAUUUUGCUACCAUAAACAGGUAAUUUUUUAUUUUAUUUGCAUUGUGUUGACAAAAUGUACCAAAUUAUUUUUCAAUGACUGUUUUUUAAUAAAUAAUUUUGUACCAUUGCGACAGUUUUGGAAGACCUCUUUACUUCAUAUCAUGUAUGAGAUGCAUUCAAGAAGUGUACAAAGGCUAUCGUAGAAAAACUGAGACUUAGCCUGCUCUGAACAAUUUAUUGAAGUUAUUGGAAGUUUGCAGGUUCAUGUAGCUUAUUUCAUCAACUUUCUAAAGUGAGAGCCCUUGUUGAGCUUAUUCUGUGAAUAAUUCGCAUUUCCAUAGCAAUUUUUUGGCGACAAGCAAAAAAAAAA